GAGGGCUGAGAGAGGCUCUUCCCGUAACGGAGCCAGGGCUUGUCUUCGCUCCACGCAUGAGGGAGGUCCGUGGCGGCUGCAGGCAUCCCCUGGGCUCGGCGGUUGCGGGAGGAGACCCGGGGACUCGAGGCCGCCGCCCUCACACAGUUCCUUCGAACUCCAGAAACCGAUCGUCCCGGCACCACCGUCGCUUACUGUUGAAUUUAACACAUUUUAUGACGCGCCAGCUUUUUCAGCUUUCAAGAGGUUUCUGCUUAACGACAGCAUAAAAGCUGCUGGUUUGACUUGAGCAAAAAUUACUGAGGUACUUAGCGGGAUGAAGAUGCUGCGCUGAAGUGAUGAAAGCGUUGGCCUGGAUGAGACUUCAGGGAUCAUAGACAGCCUUUUCCUCUGCAGGAGAAAUAGUUUACCUGGAGAUACUUAUUUAGAUUAUUUACCAACUACCUACUGAAGAUUUUGUCUCUUCCCAAGAAUUCCGGAACCUUCCCCAUGAAAACUGGUUUGAUACAGUUGUGGCACAUAUCAUCAUAUUUUAUCCUGUGCAGGAAAACGUGGAUGAACGAUGAAUCACUUCAUGGCUCUGGCAGUACUGCUUACCCUGAAGACGUACCACACUAUGUACUCACAGAGAGAACCCUUUUUGUUUCCAGUACUGUACCUUAACCUUUCCAAGGAUUUGGCUCUUCAGCAGCUGCUGGUGGAAUGGGAUGUUGACAAGUCAGCGCAUGAUGCUGAGCUGGCAAUGUCUUUUGAAAUACAAGUCCGUCAAGCAGAUGAAACUGCUCCUGUGUGGAUAGAGUUUCAUAAUGUCACACUUGAUAAAUCAAGAAAGCCUCUUCAUUGGAUAUGGGAUUCAGAUAUACCUCUGGAGUGUAUGUCACACUCAGUGAGAAUCAGGAGCAAAGCAGAAGCAUCAAAAGACUGGAGUCAGUGGAGUCUGUGGGAGACUGUCCUGGGUCUGGACACUUCAAAUAACAGUGGACCGCAGAUCUUUCCAGAAGAAAAGGUUGUAGAGGAAGGCUCUGACAUCACUCUUUGUUGCAUUGGAAGGAAAGGCCAAAUCAUUAAGGAAUUCUUUCUAGACCCGGGUGUUCAUAUUUUCAAUCGCACAAACAGUCAAGUUGGACUUCUCACUGUGAAAAAUGUGGCACAUCAAGAAGCGCCUCACAUCAAUGUCUACUGUCGAGAGUCUUGCAAUGAAAACCAAUGCUAUAAUUAUUCAACGUUCUUUGUGGGUAAACCACCUGAUACACCUCAUGAUUUUUGCUGCCAAACUCAAGACAUGAGAACAAUAACAUGUACUUGGAGCCAGGGAGGAGACACUUAUCUUCAUGGACGCUACUCGCCAAAAUACACCGUGUCUGAAGAGUUUUCCCGAAAAACAGUUCUGUGCACAGUAAGUUGUCUUAAGCAGUGCUCCUGUUCUUGGGAUAUAGAUCAGCAGAAGAUCUAUAAUGUCACAGUGACUGUGGAAAACCCACUCGGAAAGAAAACUGCCAUGGAUGUCUUCAAUAUAACUCACAGAAUUUAUCCUGCUGCACCUUUCCAGCUGUGGGACGCAUGCACAGAUACAGAAAUCACAUUAUACUGGAAAUGUCGAAACAGAGAAAUUGAGCUCUUUUGUCAGACUGAAGUGCUGCAGCCUGAUGGCAAAGUAGAACUGCAUAAUAGUUCAGAGGUGCAUCUUCAUUUUAGCAAGGUCACCCUGUCUGGACUGCAGCCAUACACCGACUACACAGUGAGGGUGCACUGUGCGGCAGCUGGGCAUUUCUGGAGGUGGAGUGAAUGGAGUGAAGUCCAAACUAUCAGAACAAGGGAAGCAGCUCCAUCAGGAAAACUGGACAUCUGGAGAGAAAUUACACCAGUUUGGGGAGGGCAGAAUGUGACCUUGUUCUGGAAGCAUGCACCAAGUUUUCGAGCAAAUGGAGGAAGUAUUUCCUAUGAAGUAACCUGGGAAAAAGCAGAAGAUGGCUCUGAGCCUGAAAGCGUCUCUUUGUCAUCAGUCUACAAUAGCACCAGGAUUUCCAUUGGUACCCAUUCCUACAGAAUCAGUAUCAUGGCAAAGAACAAUGUUAAUUAUUCACUUCCAUCAAUAUUGAUCAUCCCUAGAGCUACAGGCAUCAAAGAGCUUGAAGAAGGACAAGUUAAUGGAACAGAUGAUGGCAUUUUUAUUACCUGGGAGCCUAAACCUGUCUAUGACAGUUACAUUAUUGAUUGGUGUAACUUUCCAAUGUUGCAGCUUUGUGAUUUGCAGUGGAAGAGAUUUGAGCCCAACACUUCCAGUGCUCUGAUCAACUCAGCUGCUUUUAUUCCAGGCGUGAGAUACAGCUUCCGUGUCUAUGGAUCUGUUGCUAAUAGAGCCUCCUUACUGGAGAAGAAGACUGGUUAUCUCAGGGAGCUACCUCCUCUACUUGACCCUACUGUGGAAAAAGUUGGACUGACUUCCAAUGCAGUAACACUGUCUUGGGAUUCAUAUCCCACAAAUGAGUCACAGUCUGGUUUUGUAAGAGGCUACCAUGUUUAUAUGUCGCCUGUACAAGAGGACUGCAGUUUGAAAGGGUCCAAAAAACACGUUCUGCCAGAUAAUUCAGUGCUAUGUAAAUACACAAUUGACAACCCAGAAGAGAAGAGAUACACUGUGAAACACCUGUUGUCAAACACAAAAUACAAACUAGUGGUUAAGGCAUAUACAGGUGGAGGAGAGACUCCCAUUGUUAACUUCAUAUACGUAGAUACACCAUUUAACUCAAACUUGCUGUACCUUCUAGUCCUACUAGUGAUAGUUCCUUCACUAGUAGCAGCUCUGUGCCUCUGGAAGAUGAAGUGGGUGAAGGAGUGCUGCUGCCCUGCAAUACCUACUCCUAACAAGAGCAAAGUGCUGUCGUUCAAAGAGUUUAAGAUUGGUUCUGAGAAAGUGCUGAAAGUAAGUGACUGUGUUCCUGACAUGCUCGCAGUGGACAAGAAGAAGGGAGAAGCCCAGAAAUUACAUCUGUGGAGCCAGUUGUCUUCAGUGCCAACAGAAGAGAAGACCAGGGGUCCCUGGAUUUACCCAAGUGAAAACGAAGGUAGAGAUUUUACACCUAUGCCUACAUGUCAGGCUCUUACUUGGUUUGAAAAUUUUGCUUAUUCUUCACACCUUGCAGUUGAAUCUGAUCCCUGUCAGAUAGCAGAGACAGUAGAACCUGGCAUGUCGGAACUGUCAGUAGCACUGUACCAGCCACGCUACUGCCUCGAUACUCUUCAUGAAGCUGCUGCCACAUCACCCAGAGAAACUGCUUGCAGAAAGACCAGUCUGAGAUAUGUUUCACAAACAGAUGUGCACUGCCUAGGGAGGAGGCAUUGAGUCUGUCCAGUGUUUGAUUACACAGUAUAAAUAAGAAUUUCUGAAACCACAACUUCUUUUGACAAAGGCUUCCACAAGUCCAGCUGCCCUACUUCUGUUAAGGCUGCAGAGCUCUUGCUUCACGACCAGUUUAAAAAUACUGACGUGUGCACUGAAAUGGUGCCUGCCAUGGUUUCAUCACAAGUUAUGGGCAUUAGUAGGACAUACAGGCUGCUUUCAGGCCUGUAUGGUGCAGGUUAGACUACCAGAAUUUCACAGAGCCUGAUGCAAAGAACUACUACAUUGUGGAGAGAUGAAAGAUAUAUUCAGAAAGUAGAAGAGCAAGUUAAACAACAGGUAGGUUGUUGUGCCACAGGAGUGUGUUGCACUGCAGUAUUCUGUGUGCUGUGGCUGCCCUUGGCCCACGGGCACUGUGCACAGAGCUGUACUCUGCUGCAGGGUCUGCCUCAACUCAGGAAUGUCCUGAGGGAUUUGGGGAGUGGGGUGGGGCAGGUUGGCAGUAUUAUGUUUUCUCUCUCUGCCAUGAGAACACAUACUGGCAUUCUGCCUGACAUGGUACUGAAAGAUGGGAAGGUACCUUGCCUCCUGUGUGCGCCUGUGAAACAUAGAAGUCACCCUGCUUUUACUCCACCUGUGUUCUAACAGCACUUGGUGCAUGAAAUUGCAGACCAAGCAGGGUUUUAGUGUACAGCCUCCUUAGUGAGAUGCUGCUUCCAUUUCUGGUAACUGGGGCUGCUCAGGCUUCUGCCUUCUCUGCUUAGAAGAGUGACCUUUUAAAAUCCUAAACAAAAUCCCCUUAACUAAACAAAGAAUUUUUGGAGUUAGGGUUUUUUUCUAAGAGAACAGCUGUUUGCAGAGGUGUUACCCUGUAUGGACUGAUCUCUCUGCUUAUACUCAUGCACUCACCUUCUUCUAGCAUUAACCCCUGGACUUACACUACAAGCCCCAAACAUCCAAAUAAGCAGACAACAGCAGGCAGAUGUGUAGGGGCACGAAUCCUGUUUGUGAAGAACAUCAUAUUCACACACACACGGAAACAAAAGGCUUUUUUUUACUUGUAAGGCUCAGAACAACUACAGUAGGCUGCCAUGAGAGUUUGGUCUUGCAUUUAGAUUUUUAAAAACCACACAUUUGUAGUGAAGCAGAACAGUUUGAAUUGUAUCUGAGAGUCUCACCAGAUUAACCUCUUCUUCAGUGCACAAGGAACCCUUUGGUAUCUCCUAAUCACAGUGCUGACAGGAAUCAUUCACAGGAAUGCAACUUAAAGAGUGUGGAAUAAGCAGUUCUUAAAUUGGGCGGGGGGUGGGGGGGAAGUGCAUGCUGUGCUGUGUCUAUGGGCUGCUCACAAGCAGAUUGACUUGGUAAGUAGGGGGAAAAAAACCCCAGUGUUACCCUUCCUCAACAGCAUUCAGAUGGUGGAGUAAGGAAAUACGUCUGGUCAGGUGUAGCUGAGCUGCAGCUCAGGAGAGAAGUGGGAAAUGAGGUGGAUGCUGCUUGGUGGAGACAUUCCCGAGAAACUUUCCUCCCUUUUUGUCACUUUGCUUGUGUUACAGUGAAAGUUUGUUACCACUUGUGCUAAUACUUUAGGACAGAGUGUUUCAUCACAGCAUAUGAACUUGCAUAGUUAAAAGCUUUCUUGAUGGAAAUAGAGCCAAUAAAUAGAAGGGUGCUGAUUUUCCACGACCAAAACAAAACUUCCUACUGUUUCAAAAAGACUUGUUUACAUAAAAAGGUGUGAAACACAUCCUAUACCUAUACCUUAGAAACACAUCUAAGGAACUCUGCCAUGGAGUCAGUCAGAAAAUCUGGCCUAUUUAACGAAACAUUUUGAAUUGCAACAGGCAGCAGUUCCUUAUGCCAGAGGACAGCUGUAACAAAGUCCCAAUUCCUGAUGCUGGAAAAGCUGCUGUCG
This is a messenger RNA of Colius striatus (speckled mousebird), 5255 nucleotides long. It is a transcript of the gene OSMR, whose product is annotated as oncostatin M receptor. The coding region runs from base 563 to 3343 and encodes 926 amino acids. The transcript has 21 exons. Gene Ontology annotation, cellular component: external side of plasma membrane; membrane. The record is from RefSeq and is a predicted model, not a curated record. Gene Ontology annotation, biological process: cytokine-mediated signaling pathway. Gene Ontology annotation, molecular function: protein binding; cytokine receptor activity. NCBI's taxonomy places the organism in Eukaryota, Metazoa, Chordata, Aves, Coliiformes, Coliidae.